Ceratitis capitata (Mediterranean fruit fly) is the source of this 1325-nucleotide messenger RNA. RefSeq lists its product as uncharacterized. The record is from RefSeq and is a predicted model, not a curated record. The transcript is spliced from 3 exons. Lineage: Eukaryota; Metazoa; Arthropoda; Insecta; Diptera; Tephritidae. The coding region runs from base 278 to 1237 and encodes 319 amino acids.
CAUUCCACAGUUCGAUUUAAACAAGAUGCAGUAAACUAAACUUUUUUGAUAUUUUUAGAGAUUGUUAAAAGCAUAUUUUGUUUACAUUCUAUUUGCUUUAAUAUCAUUGGAUUUUCAUUUGAAGUCUGAUUUGUUGCCGCUCUUACCGUGUUUGAGUGAUGCCAUAGAUAUCUUUGCUGAUGAUUUUAACUUUCUUGGACAUUUUUCAAUACACUCUUUGGCUGUGUCAUAUAGCAAACGUUUGGCGUCAUAAAUAGAAAUAAAUAAAGUUUGAAAUAUGGACCCUAAUAAUAUGCUUUUUCGCUUGGAGGAUUUAACGCCGGAGAGGCUAUAUGAAGAGUACGGUAUAAGCAAAGAAGAUGUUCAAAGAAAUCCUGCUCUAUAUAAAGCGUACGUUGACGAUUUCAUACCAACUCGUGAAGAUCUGGAGUGUAAGCUGGAUGAGGAGCAACUUAAAGAGCUAUGUCUGCGCCGAUCAUGUCGUGUUCUAAUGUAUCGUUGGAAUCCCGUGCAAGAUUUCGUCGACCAGUUUACCCGACAAGGACGCAUACAACGUUGGACGAAAGAGAAGACGAAAAAGCUAAUAAUAAAAGGCAUAUGUAGACAUAAAGAUGUAUGCAUGUAUAGUGAAGAGGAAAUACGAAUAGAACGUGAAAGGCAAUGGUGCGAAAGAAAAAAGGAAAAUUUAAUGCGGUUGGUGUUAUGGGAGUAUGAUCGUGUGGAAGAGCAAAUCAACAAUGAAGAGUCUUCACAAGGAGAAUUAGAAUUAUGUUCUGCCAUGGAAAAUGAGGAACAUAUUGACGCUCUUAUGGCAGAAUUGCUUAAAUCACCAUCACGAUCAACACCUUCGGACAUUGCGUCCAUAACAGAACAAACACCACAUUCCGGUGCUUUAUUCACGUCAUCAGAUACUGAUACAAUAAAACAACAACCAGCAUCAGACAUCCUAAUACCACCGUUAGCAGAAUCCCAGCCCUACUCAAUCCCCAGUACUCAAAAUACAGAAGAGCUGGCAGCCAGAGAAUAUGCAGAAUUGAUGCAGCAAGCAGGCGUCAACGUGAAUCCUAUACUCGCUGAUUAUUUGAAUGUUAAUACAGACUCCAUACAGUUUGACGAUUCAGCAAUAUUAGAUUCAGAAGUUAAUUGUGACGGCACACCGCCAUAUUGUGAUUUCAAUGAUCAUAUAUCUUUUACUUCAACGCAAUCAGCAGGUGCUAAGCGAACUUCACCAGCAUAGCCUAGGACUAACCCGCCUCUGCGGGUUAGGGGCUCAAGAAUUUACCCGUGGUAAGGCAUGCCUGUCGUAAGAGGCGAGUAAAAGCCAA